Molecule: messenger RNA, 444 nt
Organism: Caenorhabditis bovis
Lineage: Eukaryota; Metazoa; Nematoda; Chromadorea; Rhabditida; Rhabditidae
Source: the annotation of a GenBank genome assembly
AUGGAGAGCAACAAACGGAUGAAUUAUAAUGAACUUGUCAAAAAAUCUAUUGAUCUGCAUAAUGAAAAUGAGCAGCUUAAAAAUGACAAAAUGACAAUUUCUGAAAAGCUUAGAGCUGCAAAAGAGGUUAAAGAUCAAGCUUUGUUUGCUCUCAGAACAUUGCUCGAAGCGUUUGAAAGUAAGGUGGAGCAACUUAACUGUAAAGAGCAGCAAUUGCAAUCUGCCGUUAAUUUGUUGCGUAUCAAUCAAAUGGCUCAAAACGAUGCCGCUGAAAAGAUUGCAAUGAUGGAAUUUCAAUUGAAGCAUUUUCAAAAAAAAUCGUAUAAAUUUGAAUCAGCCAAUAAGAAACUGGCUGAAAAAUUGCGAAAAAAAAAGAAGCUCACUAUACAAAGAAGAAAAACGAGAAAAGAAGCAUGCGAUAUAAUUCCAGCUCCGAAGACGUAG